AACGUCGACGAACUGCAAGAGCAAGCAGAUUCUGGUCCAUCUCGCACGGAGGCAUGAUGUGUAGAUAAGAAACGAGGAACGGCAGCAAACAGGCUGCCUAGGAACUACACUCCGCGCAGCGACCGCUUAUCGUCACUGUCACAUUUAGCUGGGCAACAAUGAAGUCCUAUUCAUUGUUCUGCGCUCGACAGUUUCUACUGAAAGUAUUUUUGCUACAGUUUAUGCUUUCUCAGCGAACUCUAGCUGCACCUUCGCCAAUAAUCAAGUUUCCAGGGGACGAUACCCCCCAAACGGACAAAGAAAUAGCGCUGCAUUAUCUGAACAAAUUCUAUGGAUGUCCACAAGAGAGUUGCAACCUCAUGGUACUUAAAGACACCCUGAAGAAGAUGCAGAAGUUUUUUUCACUGCAAGAAACUGGAGAGGUUGAUAAGCAAACAGUGGAACUUAUGAAGAAAUCCCGUUGUGGGGUUCCAGACAUGGCUAAUUAUAGCUUUUUCCCAAAGAAACCAAAGUGGGAGAAAAAUGAAAUAACAUACAGGAUUUUGGGGUAUUCUCCUGAUCUAGACGAGGGAACCAUAGACGAUGCUUUUUUCCGGGCCUUCAAAGUGUGGAGCGAGGUCACCCCGCUCACCUUCUCCCGCGUCAUGGAUGGAGAGGCGGAUAUCAUGAUUAACUUUGGCCGCAACGAGCACGGCGAUGGAUACCCCUUCGAUGGAAAAGACGGUCUCCUGGCCCACGCUUUCGCCCCUGGCCCAGGGAUCGGGGGUGACUCUCACUUUGAUGAUGAUGAGCAGUGGACACUCGGAGAGGGACAAGUGGUGAAGGUAAAGUUUGGGAAUGCAGACGGGGAGUUCUGUAAAUUCCCCUUCCUUUUCUUGGGGACGGAAUACAAGAGCUGCACAGCCCAGGGUCGGGACGAUGGCUUCCUGUGGUGCUCCACCACCUACAACUUCGACGAGGACAGGAAGUACGGCUUCUGCCCGCAUGAAUUGCUGUUUACCUUUGGAGGCAAUGCAGACGGUGCUGCCUGCAAGUUUCCCUUCAACUUCCAAGGCGAUUCGUACGACGGCUGCACCACCACAGGCCGCGAUGAUGGCUACCGCUGGUGCGCCACCACCGACGACUACGACCGCGACAAGACCUACGGCUUCUGCCCUGAGACCGCAAUGUCGACGAUCGGGGGAAAUUCUGAAGGAGCGCCUUGCUCUUUCCCCUACACCUUCCUGGGUGAUGUUUAUGAUGCCUGCACUACUUCUGGCCGCAGUGACGGGAAGAUGUGGUGUGCCACCACAAAAAGCUACGACGAUGACCGCAAAUGGGGCUUCUGUCCAGCUGAAGGCUACAGUCUGUUUCUGGUGGCUGCACAUGAGUUUGGUCAUGCUUUGGGGUUGGAACAUUCCCAAGAUACAAGUGCUUUGAUGGCUCCAAUCUAUACCUUCACCAAGGAGCUCAGGCUCUCCAAUGAUGACAUCACAGGCAUUCAGGAGCUCUAUGGUGGCCGAACAGACAGACCCCGGCCACCCCCGACCCAGGACCCAGUCACUCCCAUGGAUAUCUGCAGUGAGAAUAUUGUCUUCGAUGCUGUGGCCCAAAUCAGAGGAGAUACGUUCUUCUUCAAGGACAGAUUCGUGUUUAGGUCAUCCAACUUCAGGCCCAAGCCCACCGGACCCAUGUUAGUAGCCACCUACUGGCGUGAGCUGCCAGGGAAGGUUGAUGCCGCCUAUGAGAGCCCGUUGGAGGAGAAGACUGUGUUCUUUGCAGGGAAGGAGAUGUGGAUUUAUUCCGCCAGCACGCUGGAGAGUGGCUAUCCCCAGAGGAUUUCCUCCAUGGGCCUGCCUGAUGAUCUGGAUCACAUCGAUGCUGCCUUAUCAUUUAGCAAGAGCCAGAAGACCUACUUGUUCUCUGGAGACAACUUCUGGAGGUAUAAUGAAGUUAAGAGGAAGAUGGACCCUGGCUAUCCCAAACUGAUUGCAGAUGCCUGGAACGGUGUCCCAGACGACUUAGAUGCUUCUUUCAGUGUGAAUGGAGAUGGUUACAGCUACUUCUUCAAGGGGGACCACUAUCUCAAGCUAGAUGACAACACCCUGAAAUUCAUCAAAUUUGGUUCUGUGAAAGCGGACUGGCUGGGUUGCUGAGCAACACCAUUAAAGAGAAGGCGGUGGCAGCUCCCCCUGUCACCGCCCAGCCAGCCAAUCACACGCGUAUACUCGCACACCCGAGCGACUCCUCUUUCAUUGGGCUGCUGUCUACGGUAAAAAUCACCACAACUGUGGAUCCAGGCUGGUCAUGUCAUACGCACUUACUCCCACAUACCAGACUGAUCACCCUAGCCGAUGAGCGAAACCAGCCCUGAGCUGGUUUGCUUAGAGAAUAUAGUAAACUGGGUGAAAUAUACAUGUUGUUUUUAUAUGACAUAGUUGUGUAAUAUAGACAGAUUAGUUGUAAUGCAUGUACAGAUAUACUGUUAGUAGUUACUGCUCACUAUGCUGUGUAAGUCUCACACUCCCUGGGCAUCAGGAAUGUCCACACUGCACACAGACUCAGGUGGAGUUGGAGCACAUUCAUCAGGACUUUUUAGCACGUUUAUUCCUUAAUAAAUGUGUUCUGAAGAAACAUGACCAAGUGACUAUUGUAAGCAUUGCAUUGCAUCCGUUUCUCACGUCUUUCCAACAAUACAAAAUGGUUCAUGGCACGGGUUUGCCUGGUUCUAAUGUUUGUUGCAUGACGAAGUCAUGACAAGAUGUGUCCAGAAAGUAUUGUUUGUAAUCGUUCAUAAUCGUUAAUUAUUAUUUUUGUUUGUUUUUACUUUUGUAUUUGAUCAUGAGUGUUUGUAUUUUGUGCACUUUGUCAUACAUUUUUGAAAAUAAAAAUAAAAAUGAUCUGAUUUUUUUUAUAUGAAAA
Messenger RNA from Conger conger (European conger), 2901 nucleotides. Its product is annotated as 72 kDa type IV collagenase-like. The coding region runs from base 159 to 2135 and encodes 658 amino acids. Lineage: Eukaryota; Metazoa; Chordata; Actinopteri; Anguilliformes; Congridae. The record is from RefSeq and is a predicted model, not a curated record. Gene Ontology annotation, biological process: response to hypoxia; proteolysis; tissue remodeling. Gene Ontology annotation, cellular component: extracellular matrix. The transcript has 13 exons. Gene Ontology annotation, molecular function: metalloendopeptidase activity; zinc ion binding.